Scaptodrosophila lebanonensis is the source of this 414-nucleotide messenger RNA. It is a transcript of the gene mRpS33, whose product is annotated as 28S ribosomal protein S33, mitochondrial. The record is from RefSeq and is a predicted model, not a curated record. NCBI's taxonomy places the organism in Eukaryota, Metazoa, Arthropoda, Insecta, Diptera, Drosophilidae. Gene Ontology annotation, cellular component: mitochondrion. Bases 51 to 395 code for a protein of 114 amino acids. The transcript is spliced from 2 exons.
UACAAUUGUUUUCUUUUAAUAGGAGCUACGGUUUAGUGAUAAAAAGAAAAAUGCCGGCGUAUAAGUAUACGGAAUUAAUAAAACUUGGCACACAAUACGCACGGCGAAUGAAUUAUCUUUCUAAUCGCAUAUUCGGCGAAGUAGCACGCACAACAAAUGAAAAAUCUAUGAAGGUCGUUCGGAUGUUUUCAGAAGAGCCGAUACAUAAGCGAGACUAUGUGAUCAACUGGUACCCACGGCACGUGGAAACGCAUUUGCUCAUGAGGAAUCUGCGCGAUUAUGGAUUGUUCCGUGACGAACAUCAAGACUUUAAGGAGGAAAUGAAACGUUUGCGCAAGCUGCGUGGAAAAGCGCCGCCCAAGAAAGGAGAGGGCAAGCGAGCAUCAAAAAAAUAAAUGGACAAUAAGAAGUGAA